Messenger RNA from Dovyalis caffra, 213 nucleotides. The record is from the annotation of a GenBank genome assembly. Lineage: Eukaryota; Viridiplantae; Streptophyta; Magnoliopsida; Malpighiales; Salicaceae.
AUGACAAACAAAAUUCCAAUCAGGAGACAAAAGAUAACACCGGCAAUGCUGUCGCGCAAUCCAUCUACCAGCCAGUCAGGCGAGAUGACAAAUAGGAUAAAGCGAGAAACUGCAGUGCAUAAGCAGAAAGUUUUUUUUGUGGCACAAACAAUGAAUUCUCCAACGCUAUUCAAUGCACUCACUUAUCAAAUAAGAAGAACAACCAAAAAGUGA